UACUCUCCACCCAAUUAGUCCUCCAUUUUCUACUGUCUCCAUCUGUUCAUCUCUAAAUUCUGAAGAUCGAUCAAUGGGUGUUCUCACUCUAACUGAAGAGCUCACAAGCCCCGUCUCUGCAGGAAUCAUGUUCAAGGCCUUGAUCCUUGAUGCUGACAACCUCAUCCCCAAGCUCAUGCCUCAGGCCAUUAAGAGUGUUGAGACAGUUGAGGGCAAUGGAGGGCCUGGAACCAUUCAGAAGAUCACCUUAUCUGAAGGUACCCACAUGAAGCACUUGAAGCAUAGGAUUGAUGCACUAGACGAAGAGAAAUUGAUAUAUAGUUACACAUUGAUCGACGGUGAUGAAUUGCUGGACAAGAUUGAAUCAGUUUCUUAUGAGAUUAAGUUCGAGUCCACUCCUGAUGGGGGAAGCAAAUGUACUAAAUUUAGCAAUUACCAUCCUAAACCAGGGGCCCAGAUCAAUGAAGAGGAAAUCAAGGCAGACAAGGAAAAGGCCAUGGCUGUUUACAGGGCUGUGGAAGCCUACCUCUUGGCCAAUCCUAAGGCCUACGCUUAAUUAAUGUUUCCUUCUUCAGACAGUAGUACUACCACUGCUACUAUAUAUAUAUAUAUAUCUUGUGUACGUUCCUCAUCCACGUAGUUUCUAUGUCUUUGCUUUGUGGCACCAGAUAUACUGGCCUCCGCGUCGCAUAAUAUAGAAAUAAAUAAAAAUUGCUGGAAAAAUUGGAUUUGAAGAUGCAAA
Messenger RNA from Alnus glutinosa, 742 nucleotides. RefSeq names its product major allergen Pru ar 1-like. Gene Ontology annotation, biological process: defense response; abscisic acid-activated signaling pathway. Lineage: Eukaryota; Viridiplantae; Streptophyta; Magnoliopsida; Fagales; Betulaceae. Gene Ontology annotation, cellular component: nucleus; cytoplasm. Bases 74 to 556 code for a protein of 160 amino acids. Gene Ontology annotation, molecular function: signaling receptor activity; abscisic acid binding; protein phosphatase inhibitor activity. The record is from RefSeq and is a predicted model, not a curated record. The transcript has 2 exons.